GGAGGAACCUGCCGCCGUCCAGGAAAGAACCACAGAAAAGGACUAGAGGAACACCCCCUGCGGCUCUCACGUGGUCAGGAGCCGUGUCUCUCCUCACCCGCGGGGGCAAGGAAAAUAAAAUGUGACAAUGAAGGCAGCAUCAGAGCACUGGGGAAAGAUGACUCCUGCCCUACACGCUGACCCAGAAAGCCCUCAAGUCCACGGUAGCACUCGUGGGCGCAGCCUCCCGCUCUCCCACUGCAGCCCUGGCUGAGCUCACAUCCAGGCCCACCCACUGCCACGCCCUGGGACUGUUACCUAAUCCCAUUAGGAGGCCCACCCAGCAACCCCUUUUUCUCUGCCACUGUCUCCUUGGUCGGACAUGGCCACAGCAGAGGGUGUAGACCGGGCUCCUCUGGUUUCCUGCUCUUAACUGUUCUCAUUGGCAGAUGUCCGUGAGCAGGGCCCCAAGGCUGGCAGAGGACCAGGUCCCCCUGAGGGCAGCCCUCCUGCUGCUUGGGCUCUGGGCGGUGCUGGCUCCAGCCCUGUGCUCUCAAGGCCGUCCCUCAUGGCGCUACAUCUCUUCGGAGGUGGUGAUACCCAGGAAGGAGCUGCACCGAGGCAAAGGCGUUCGGAUGCCAGGCUGGCUCUCCUACAGCCUGCGCUUCGGGGGCCAGAGGCACGUUAUCCACAUGCGGCGCAAGAAGUUAUUUUGGCCCGGACACCUGCCGCUGCUGACUCAGGAUGAGCAAGAGGCCUUGCAGAUGGACUACCCCUUCGUCCCUUCAGACUGUUACUACCUCGGCUACCUGGAGGAGAUUCCUUUCUCCAUGGUCACUGUAGACACGUGCGAUGGGGGUCUCGAAGGUAUUAUGAAGUUGGAUGACCUUGCCUACGAAAUCAAACCCCUCAAGUAUUCGGAAAGGUUUGAACAUGUGGUUUCUCAGAUAGUGGCAGACCCCAAUGCAACAGGACCUGCGUAUGGACCAGGACACAAGGAGGAUAGGCACCCACUGUUCCCUGAAGCAGAUGUCAGUGUAGCCCCCAGGGUGAGUGCUAGGGUGUACGCCGGACCUCAGGGAUUUGUGAGAGGAUUGGCUCAAUAUACCAAUUCAAUGUAUCGUGUGUACAACAAUGUAAGUAAGUGUGUAGGACACAUGGUAGCUACCUGUAGUAUGGUGGACUCCUUUCAACGAAGUCUUUCCACAAGGUUCUAUCUCACUGCAGUGGUGAUAUAUAAUAAAAAAGAUCCAACCAACAUGACUGAUUAUAGACUACCAAAUGGUCCAUAUGCUCGUUAUCAUGCAAGAAAUUUCCAACAACUUUUAUCUCCCACUGGAUCCUUCAUAGUAAAUCGUGAUGGACCAAAACCAGGUGAGUUUGAGGCAUCGCUGUAUGGUUUAUGUAAAGGUGAGCUUGGUCUAGUCUUUGUUGGUUAUCUAGGCAGACAUUAUUUCAUGUUGGCUAUUAUAAUAACCCAAAACUUUGGGAGAACUUUUGGUAUAUGGUAUGAUACUGAUAAUUGCUAUUGCGUGAGAAGGGCCACUUGCCUUAUGUCACAAUACCCAGCCUUGACAGAUGUCUUCAGUGACUGUUCCAUUACGCAUUGGUGGAACAUAGUAGGAGUAGGGGGCAGCUGUGUGUUUAACACAACGGUGCGCUUUUUAAAUGAAAGCAUGACAAAAAUGCGUUGUGGAAACUAUAAAGUGGAGGAUUGGGAGCAAUGUGACUGUGGCUCCUUCAAGCAGUGUUAUAACAACAGAUGCUGCACACAUGGCUGCAUGUUUGAGGAAGGAUCUACUUGUAAUGGAGAACUGUGCUGUACAAACUGUGCCUACUCUGAACCUGGAACACUCUGCAGACCAAUUAAAAAUAUAUGUGACCUUCCAGAGUACUGUUUUGGAACAACCAGUAAAUGUCCGGAAGAUUUUCAUAUGCAAGAUGGAACGCCCUGUACUGAAGAAAGCUACUGCUAUCUCGGAAACUGCACUGACCGCAGUCUGAGCUGCAAAGAAAUCUUUGGAAGACACGCUCUUAAUGCUCAUGAUAACUGCUAUACAAUAAAUCAAAAAGGGGAUCGAUUUGGACACUGUUUAAGAAAUGACAGGACAUUGAAAUUUGUUGCUUGUAGAGAAGCAGACAGACAAUGUGGAAGGCUGCAGUGUAGCAAUGUCACUCAUGUUCCACGGUUGCAGGAACGUAUUUCAUUCCAUCAGUCAAAGAUCUUAGGGUUCUGGUGUUGGGGAGUAGACCAUCAUUAUUUGCCAUAUACAAGUGAUGUUGGUCAUGUGAAAAAUGGUACCCCCUGUGCUCCUGGGAAGCUCUGUCUCAAUAGUGUCUGCAAUACUAGUAUAGAUGAAAUAGUUUAUGACUGUGACCCUGCGAAAUGCAAUCGUAGAGGAACUUGCAACAAUAGAAAGAAUUGCCAUUGCCAUGUAGGCUGGGAGCCUCCACUGUGCUUAAGUAAAGGUCCUGGAGGGAGCAUAGACAGCGGACCAAGUACAGGAAGAGUUCGCUCCGUUAAAACAAGUCUAGAAUCACUCGUAUAUUUGCGACUGGUCUUUGGGCGCAUAUAUGCCUUCAUAGCUGUACUCCUCCUUGGUGUGGCCACCAAUGUUAGGAGUGUCAAGACUUCCAGAGUUAAGGAAGUGACAGGAAAUUAGUAAAUUAUAAAGCAGCCUCCCGACCCCUGUACAACCAUUGGUAAUAUAGAAGUCAUAUCAGUGGAUGUGAUGAAAUCAGCAAUGGGAUGGCAAAGCUGAAGAUCAUGUUCCAGAAGUCUGCAGGAGAUGAUGGGGGACUUCCACACACCAGGGGCGGUCGAGGGGCAUCGACGGUCUCACAUCCGGUCUCUUUGAUAGGUUGCUGAUCAGCACUCUGAAAUAAAUCUUGAAAAACCACUUGUUGGUGUCCUCUAAUAUUUUGUAAAUUCUAAGAGAGCAAACUGAGCCUGAGACUGGCCAGG
Molecule: messenger RNA, 2944 nt
Organism: Hippopotamus amphibius kiboko
Lineage: Eukaryota; Metazoa; Chordata; Mammalia; Artiodactyla; Hippopotamidae
Product: disintegrin and metalloproteinase domain-containing protein 21-like
Exons: 1
Coding region: 429-2642 (737 amino acids)
Biological process (GO): proteolysis; male gonad development
Cellular component (GO): sperm head plasma membrane; plasma membrane; external side of plasma membrane
Molecular function (GO): metalloendopeptidase activity
Source: RefSeq, a predicted model, not a curated record